This is a messenger RNA of Priapulus caudatus, 954 nucleotides long. RefSeq names its product dopamine D2-like receptor. Gene Ontology annotation, molecular function: dopamine neurotransmitter receptor activity, coupled via Gi/Go; G protein-coupled receptor activity. Gene Ontology annotation, cellular component: membrane. The annotation marks the transcript as partial. The record is from RefSeq and is a predicted model, not a curated record. Gene Ontology annotation, biological process: adenylate cyclase-activating adrenergic receptor signaling pathway. The transcript has a single exon. Lineage: Eukaryota; Metazoa; Priapulida; Priapulimorpha; Priapulimorphida; Priapulidae.
GUUCAUCGCUGUCACGCAGCCGAUCAAAUAUGCAAAGCAUAAACAAUCCAAACGUGUGCCGUUUACGAUCGUGCUCGUCUGGGCCAUCUCUGCAGCCAUCGGCAUCCCGAUAGCCACGGGCCUUAACCAGGUCGAGGGUCGCAACGAGCAGCUGUGCGUGUUUUACAACUCAGACUUCAUCAUCUAUUCGUCGAUCAGCUCCUUCUACAUUCCCUGCAUCAUCAUGGUCAUUCUCUACUACAAGAUCUUCAAGGUGAUUCGAGAGCGCGCGCGCAAGUCAGCCGACAACGCGAAGCGCAACCGCAUGUCGCGCAACGCCGGCACGAUCGAGAACACGGCCGUGACGCUGACGAUGACGAAGACGGACGGCGCGACGAGCGCCGACGCCGUUAAGUCGCCAGGGGGCGCCAAUCGCGUCGGCGAGGAGCCGACAAACACGGGCAGCGGAAGCCAGGAGUCGACGUCCGGCGAGCACGGUCACCACGAGCCGACGAGCGCGUGUGCCGACGACGACGACGACGACGACGACGUCGACGACGACGAGCACGACCACGUCGUGCCCGACAUGGUCAUCGAGAAUCGGCGGCCACGCGAACUGCACAGUCCUCAGAGCGAGGACGGGGUCGUUCCACCGAACUCCGACUCGGGUUACUGCGCGCCGACAGGCGUUGAGGUCGAGACGAAGUUCGGAACGGUGACACCCGGCUCACCGCGGCGGACGUUUCUAACGCCGCCGAAGACGACGCAGGUGGCCGCUCACACUGUCGUCAAGAACAAUGGAACGACGUCGGGCAAGGUGGAGCACAAGAAGGUGCUGCCUGUGCCGCGCAACGUCACCAAGUUCAGCUUCGGCAAGACCAAGCGUUCCGGAAGCAAGAAGCGCAAGGACAAGCUGGCGGCGAAGAAAGAGAAGAAGGCGACGAAGACGCUCGCCAUCGUGCUAGGUAGGUUUGU